AUGGCUUUUCGCGGUGAACGUUUCCUUCUCGAUCUAGAUGAAGAAUCUGGUACUCCAGAGAUACCAUCUCCAUUCUCCCUCGUCGGUGAGAUCCAAGAACGGGCUCCCUCCACCGCCAUUCCCCCCGCGCCUAAAUUGCCCGCAUCAUCGACUGGGUUCCCUGCCCCUCGCCAGAGAAAACCAUCUUCCUUCAAACAGCGACGAUCAAACCACCCCACACCUCCAGCUCCUGUCCCUACUGAACCGACUGCCCAGGAUGACAAGAAAACUAUCGAUGAGGAGAAUCGCCGUCAACUGGCGGCCAUGUCGGACGCGCAGAUCCAACAGGAACGAGAGGAGCUGAUGGAACAAAUGGAUCCUGGACUUCUCAAACGAUUCCUCCGCAGAGCAAACAUUGAAGAGGACCAAAAGACAGAAUUUUCACCGCCAGCACCUGUGGCGGACGAGAAAUCUAAGCCGAGGAAAUCAGUUUCGUUCAACAUUCCUCCAUCUGCACCGGUUGCUGCGACCCAAAGCGCACAGUCUCAUUCUCUAUCCAAAGAAUCACCUAAGCCGCACCCUCGCAAUGAAGAUCUCGCUCCUCCCACCCUCCCUCAAGACCUCCACCCGGCCUCUCAGCGGCCCUCCCUUGACCCAGCUACUCUCGAAACCUUCCACUUCCCUCAGCCAACAAAGCCAAUGCCGGUCUUGGACCCAUCUUCCCCAUCUUUCCUAUCAGAUCUCCAGUCACACUACUUCCCCGAGAUAGCCCAAGAUCCAUCAACGCUCUCAUGGCUGCAGCCCCUCUCUGCCGACGAAGAAGACCCAGACUCAACGUCAGCCUACCACCCAACCAGCAAUGCCAUCUCAAUGGCGCCUUCGGCAAUCCGCUUCUCACUAACAGGCACCAUUCUUGCUCCCGAAACAUCCCUCUCCCUCCCGACAACUAUGGGCCUUCACCAUCAUGGCGAGGAUCCGCAUGCCGCGGGCUACACAAUCCCCGAGCUGGCAAUUCUGGCACGCUCCACAUUCCCCGCUCAGCGAUGCAUCGCAUGGCAGGUCAUCGGUCGGAUCUUAUUCCGACUUGGCCGGGCAGAAUUUGGUGAUCGGGGCGGGCCACUGUCCGAUGGAUUGUGGUUUGUUAUUGAAAAGGAGGGUAUUGUUGCUGGUAUGCUUGCCGAGGCCGAUGGAGCCGCUGGUCAGACCCAGGGUAGAAAUAAGAGCAAGAAUGCAAAAGAUGACGAGGAGGGUGGUAACUUGCCUCUUGCGUCCGGCGUUGGUCGUCAUGCUAGUGCUGCUGCGUGGGCGGUUGAGGGUAUCUGGCUGUGGCAGAAGGGUGGUGGUGGUGAUCGUGGGUUGUUGAAGGAAGGCCAGCAUCGAUCUCUGUAG
This is a messenger RNA of Penicillium griseofulvum, 1368 nucleotides long. RefSeq lists its product as uncharacterized. Gene Ontology annotation, cellular component: nucleus. Gene Ontology annotation, biological process: transcription by RNA polymerase II. The transcript has a single exon. The coding region runs from base 1 to 1368 and encodes 455 amino acids. Lineage: Eukaryota; Fungi; Ascomycota; Eurotiomycetes; Eurotiales; Aspergillaceae. The record is from RefSeq and is a predicted model, not a curated record.